AUGGCUGCCACGGGCGCACGGGCAUCUUCGCGUCGGUGCUGCUUGGCCGGAUACACGGCAUCGACGCCGAGAAGGCUCUGCAGCUGUGCAAGCUCUACCACGAUUGCCGGCCCGACGUGGAGGGCAUCAGCGCCAAGUCCGUGCCCUCGCCCCAGACCCACGACCAACGCGCCCAAGUGGGUCGCCGCCAGUCGCCGCCCUUUGUCGCCAGUCGCCGCCAGUCGCCGCCCUUCGCCGCCAGUCGCCGCCAGUGGCCCCGUCCUUCGCCGUUGGUCGCCGCCAGUGGCCCCGUCCUUCGCCGUUGGUCGCCGCCAGUCGCCGCCCUUCGCCGUUGGUCGCCGCCAGUGGCCCCGUCCUUCGCCGUUGGUCGCCGCCAGUUGCCGUCCUUCGCCGUUGGUCGCCGCCAGUCGCCGCCUUCGCCGCCAGUCGCCGCCCCAGCCUUCGCCGUUGGUCGCCGCCAGUCACCGCCCCUGGUCUCCUCUGCCAGUCGCC
Molecule: messenger RNA, 492 nt
Organism: Acanthamoeba castellanii str. Neff
Lineage: Eukaryota; Discosea; Longamoebia; Acanthamoebidae
Exons: 3
Source: RefSeq, a predicted model, not a curated record